AUGGCAUCAUCAUGGCUGUCCCGCGCGGCCUCAAUGGCACAAGCAGCCCAGGAAGCAGCAAAGGAGGCUGCAGAGAAGGCGGCCAAAGAGGCAGCAAAACUACGUGAGGAAGCGCAGGCAGCUGCUUCAGGGCUAGCUCAAGGGGCUGAGCGCCUGCUUCAGCUGCCCGUGGAGACAAAGCCAUCUACAGUUGAUCUGCUGUUUGAGGAUGGGCCUUUGGGCUUCGAGCUGGAAGGUCCUCGGGUGGUGGCAGUGACUGAAGAGGGUCAGGCGCAGCGCCUGGGUCUGUGCCCUGGCGCUCGGCUGAUGGCCGUGAAUGGCGAGAAAAUUCCCGCACCGCCAGCAGAGGAUUCACCUGCUACGGGAGACGCACGCGUGAAGAGGCUCAUCCGGAAGUGGAUCCAAGGCAAGUCCCGACCAAUUUCUUUGACCUUCGAACAUCCUGAUGGAGCUCCACAAGGCCGCACGACGACAGCCGCCGCCACUGCCCCUGGCUCUGAGUCGGACGUGGUCAUCAAGCCGGGCCCUGGGGAAGCAGAAGAUGCUCCGAACGCUGUGGAAGGUUGGGAACCAGACCUUGCGCCAGCAGACCUCCUACAAGAAGCUACAGAUGGCUGGGACGAUGCCCUGGACCUCGACAUACCGCAGGAGACCAGUGCUAUGAGCGCGGACAUGUAUGACGAGGCUGCGGAAGCUGCAGGUCAAGCCAGUUUGCUUGAUGCUGUGGAGGAAGCUGCAGUGGCUUCUGCAGAUGUGGCCAAAGUGGCGCCACCAGAGCCAGAGCAUGAGGAGUCGGCAGUGCUGCUUGACACGAUGGCCAAAGACGAGCCGUCAGCAGAGCAGGCUGCGCCCGAAGAUGCCGCUGACUUGCUUGGUGAGUUAGCUGUGGAUCAGCCGCUGGAGCAGGACAUCGGCAAUGCCGCGGCUGCAGUUCCAGAGGUCGGGCCCGUGUUAGUCUUGAAUAUCAUGGAGUAUCAUGCACCAGGUGCAGAAGUCAUGCGCUGUUGGGGUUCAAGUGCAUCGGCAUGGGUAAGGGUACUGUACCGCGCAAUGCUCCUCUUUCUCGAUGACUUGCUUGAGGAGUCGGCGCUGCUGCUUGACACGAUGGCCAAAGACGAGCCGUCAGCAGAGCAAGCGCCAUUCUUAGCAAAGAUUGUCAAUGUUUUUGCGUGUUGGCGUGCUCUUCUGCUUCAGCACAUCGCGCUUGCACCUUGUAGUCAGGCUGCGCCCGAAGAUGCCGCUGACUUGCUUGGUGAGUUAGCUGUGGAUCAGCCGCUGGAGCAGGAGACGACGGCACGGCAUAGGUACGAGAUUGGCCAGGGAUAA
Messenger RNA from Symbiodinium natans, 1326 nucleotides. NCBI's taxonomy places the organism in Eukaryota, Dinophyceae, Suessiales, Symbiodiniaceae. The record is from the annotation of a GenBank genome assembly.